Ipomoea triloba (trilobed morning glory) is the source of this 1368-nucleotide messenger RNA. Its product is annotated as protein S-acyltransferase 11. Bases 98 to 1177 code for a protein of 359 amino acids. Gene Ontology annotation, molecular function: palmitoyltransferase activity. The transcript has 4 exons. Lineage: Eukaryota; Viridiplantae; Streptophyta; Magnoliopsida; Solanales; Convolvulaceae. The record is from RefSeq and is a predicted model, not a curated record.
GUUUAGUUAAAUUUAGAAAGACGAUAAAGAGAAGGAGAAUAAGGAGAGCGCACAGGACGAGAAUUACGGAGGGACGUCUUGACAGGUGGUGUGGAGUAUGGAAUCUGCGGACUCCACCACCACCGCAUCCGCCGCGGCCACCACCUUCGACGCCGUCGUUUCUCAGGAGGAACAUUCCAUAACAUCUGUAAGUGAGGAUCAUGAGAAGCCAUGCUGGGGUUGUGGGCUUCGCUUAUUAGUUUCCCCAUAUGCACCUGCUUUCAAAUGUGCUUGGUGCGGAGCUAUAACAAAUGAAAAUGCAGUCAAACGUGAUAACAGAUGCCUCAAGUGGAAACGCUUGCGAGACCGUUGCUUUGUUAUUGUGCUCAUCAUAUUCAUGAUCUUCAUAAUAUGUGGUGGUAUUUGGGCCAUUUAUCCAGUUGUCUUUGCCAUCAAUUAUUAUUAUGGUGUUCUUCACCUUAUAAUAGCUGUAACUUUGUCCAUAUCUACCAUAUCUACAUUUAGCUUCACUGCAUUUCGAUCUGCUGGUGCUCCUCCGAACAUAUUGUGGGGCAGCUAUCCUGCAGUGAGGAAAGGAGGACUUGAGAACUAUACAUUCUGUCUGUAUUGCUUAAGGCCAAAGUCACCUAGGACACACCACUGCCGUUCUUGUGGGACCUGUGUUUUAGAUAUGGAUCAUCACUGCCCAUUUAUUGGCAAUUGUGUUGGUGCAGCAAACCACCGAUUCUUCAUCUUGUUCCUCAUUUCAGCGGUCACCAGCACAGUCUACGUUACCUUCAUGUCAGCUUACGCAGCGUAUCAUAUUUGGCCGCCAUUUAGAUAUGGCACCGUUAUCCCAUGGGCCGGAGUUCUUGAUCACGAGUUGCUCCUCAGAGCAGUGAGGGAAUUUAUGAUCACCUUUCUAAGUUCUAUGCUGUUUCUACCCGCGAGAGCGCUGGUUCUCAUGUACCUGUUUAUGUCUAGCGUUUCGGUGGAGAUAGGCUUAAGCGUGCUCUUAUGGCAGCAGCUAUGCUACAUUUACGAGGGGAAGACGUACUUGAGUCAUUUAAGUUCACUGGAUAGCGAUGAAGCCACAACGAAGGACUGCGAAAAUAUUAUUCGCUUUUUCGGCUGCCCGUAUAGUACAAAGAGAUAUUUGCCUGUGUUUAUGAGUUCUAGUAAGAGUCACGAGAAAUGAAACAUGAAGAGGCUUUUAGCCAAUCUCUCUCUCUCUCUUUUGGUUCUUGUAUCUCUGUCUCUCCUUUUAUUUUAUUUUUGUACUCUUUGAACCCCUUGGCUAUCUGGGUUCUGUUGUUUGUGUUGCAACCUUUUGUGUUCUGAGAGUAUCCCAAAGAUUGAGAAAUAGAUUUUUUUCUUUUUUUUUUUUUA